This is a messenger RNA of Trematomus bernacchii (emerald rockcod), 2889 nucleotides long. It is a transcript of the gene gng13b, whose product is annotated as guanine nucleotide binding protein (G protein), gamma 13b. Gene Ontology annotation, cellular component: heterotrimeric G-protein complex. NCBI's taxonomy places the organism in Eukaryota, Metazoa, Chordata, Actinopteri, Perciformes, Nototheniidae. The coding region runs from base 303 to 506 and encodes 67 amino acids. The record is from RefSeq and is a predicted model, not a curated record. Gene Ontology annotation, molecular function: G-protein beta-subunit binding. Gene Ontology annotation, biological process: sensory perception of taste; phospholipase C-activating G protein-coupled receptor signaling pathway. The transcript has 3 exons.
CACACACUCACACACACACACUCACACACACACACUCCGGACUACCUUGCUCUAACUAGCGGACUACCUCCGGUCCUCCCCCUUCUUCAGAGCCUCUCUCAGCCCCAGACUGGUCUUCACUGUCUGCCGGAGAGACUGCGGAUUUUACCCCCAACCUCCGGAGGAUCAGAGACAGCGACACACACUCUUUAUUAUUCCAGAUCUGAGACAUCUCAUAAAGUGAGACAUCUUUCCGGUCAGGUGCAACUGCAGAGAGCAACAGCCCCACACAGGUAGAACGAGCUUCACAUCGAGCUGAAGACAUGGAUGAGUGGGAUGUUCCUCAGAUGAAGAAGGAGGUGGAGAGCCUCAAGUACCAGCUGGCCUUCAAACGGGAGAAAUCCUCCAAAACAGUGACCGAUUUGGUGAAGUGGAUAGAGGACGGCGUCCCCGAGGACCCGUUCCUGAACCCCGAGCUGAUGAAGAGCAACCCGUGGGUGGAGAAAGGGAAGUGCAUCCUUCUCUAGAAGACACCACCUUUCAACUUUAACCCACACAGAUGAACCCCACCCUCCUCUCCAACCUCCUAACUUUUUUCACCGUGAAUGUACAACAGCUGACUUCCCCCUCGAACACACACUCACACACUCCGAACUCUGGGUUCUUCCACACACACACACACACACACACACGCACACUCACUGCAAGUUUGCCACUACAAUGCAUUAUUACUAUGAUAUAUGAUGAUCAAUAACCCUUUAUAUAUGUGUGUAGGAUAUAUGAUGACUUAUUUAUGCAGCUGCCAGUCACACGCUUUCUGUCCUCUCUACGUAUGAAGCAUAGCGAGUUCUCUUUCCACCAUUUCUUUUGAUAAACUGUAGGGAUAUUGUCACUGCCAGACUGACUGGGUGUUACAAAAUAAUCCUACAUUUUCAAUUGAAAGGUAAUAGAAACAAUGCACAAUUUGGUGGUUGACUUAAUAACAACACUACAACUUUUACCCCUUGUAACACCAAUUAUAUACACUAAGGAUUUGCUCAUGUUGGCCCACAGACAAAGGUUUGAAUGUUCCCAAACAGACCAACGCGGGCUACGUGUAAGUCGUAUCGCAUCUGAGGCUUUUCAAUAUAGCCAAAAAACACCAGAAGAAGAAGUAGCAUUCAAGCUAGCUAGCAAUCCCUACAUGUAAGCUAACACUAACUCAUGUCAAAUCCAUGCUUAGAGCGACCUAUUUCAUCCAAACAUCAAUGGACUGGUGCAGGAAUGAGGAAUUUGUUAAUGAUACAACAGCAGGAUAAUCUCUACAUAUUAACACCACUUAAUGAUUUCUGAACUAAAAAGCUAACGUUAGGCUAUAAAGCUGAGCUAACGGCUAAGCUAAAUGCUAAGCUAAAGGCGGCUAAUGUUGGGCGUGAUGACGUUUAGUCGUCUCAUUUAGACACUUGUUAGCAACCUCUGUUUUUAAAUCCACCAGUGGGGUAUUUACUGACGUUAAAAUCUCUCCAGCUUGUGUUAACCAGAGACCUUAUUUCAGGCUAACAACCAAAAACACAUUCAGAAAACCCUUGACUUCCACACAAGCAAAUACUCAUAGGACUCAUUCCUGCCCCGCUCCAUUGUCUAAAGAUUUUAAAGGGGUCUAUCGGGGGUACAAAAAUCUUUGUGAACAUCCUGCCGUCAUAGAGGCAAUUUAAGAUGCACGAGUUAUAGGAAAAGUUCCUCAGUUCUCAGCGAUGACUUCUAUCUUCCCAGAGUGACUCCUACAGUUUCACACAACGCAUGGUUAUUACAUUUACAUCCUGAGAUCUGCAGUGUUUUUCAGCUUCACAGUCAUUAAGUCGCAAUGUUUCAUAGCAGCUCUGUUUGUUUUGAACUAAGCUAGGGGUCUCUGGGGGUUUACUCCUCCUUAGCUACAGCCCCUAAAGACAACAUCAAACACACCAUGCACACACUACAUUACUCUCUACACAGACCCUUUAACUUAUUAACUUAUUGAUCAGUACUCGGUAUUUAUUUAUUUAUUUAUUUAUCUCUUACCUUAGUCUUUGUGUCCCUCUUCCUCAUACCCCUUAAAACACUUCUACACCUUGCCAGAUCACCAUCUACUACUGCCUUGUACACAGUUUCCUUAAAACGAGAAUGUAAAUAUGUGGCACGAUAACCACUGACCUCAGAACUGGCCUGUGUGUGUGUGUGUGUGUGUGUGUGUGUGCGUGCGUGCGUGCGUGCGUGCGUGUGUGAGUGUGUGAGUGUGUGUAUAUGUGUGCAGAUGUCUUUUUUUUGCAUACAUUUGGACAUGAGGCUCCCAUGUGGAUUGUGAAGCACACACACACUUACUGUACAUGCACACACACAUGCAUCUGUGUCACACACACACAGACAGGCCUGAGGACGCACACACACACACACACACACACACACACAGGUUAUUGAGAGUGUGUAUGAGAGGAGGAGUGGCAAGGAUGUGGGAUUCUCUAAAUGACUCGGGACAGGGGAGCCUCACAUCGUCUCAGUACUGUAAUGAGUCUCAUUAUAUAACUUUUCUUCAACAUGACCCCGUUCCCUAAAGGCUGUCGGCCCUCGGAUGACUUUAAUAUGUAACCGACAACAUUUAAUACUCCUCUUUUGUUCAUUUAAACACUUAGUUUUAUCAAAAAUCCAUCUAAUCUACGCACUUCCUUUCUGUAAAACACAUCAGACUGAGCAGAUUGUUCAUCCGACACACUGACAUGUUUCAGAUUCUUUUAAAGUGGACCUAUCAUGCUAUAUUAUAAUAAUAUAGUGUAGGACCAUACCUAUAUAAGACAUAUUUAUACUUUAAAAAAAAAAAAAUACCAAACAGAUCAUGCAUUUUAGCCAUGCCUCAUUUCGCUCAAUUUGCAUUUUUUAGCUCUGUGUUUGUAAGGGCUG